Desarmillaria tabescens is the source of this 1563-nucleotide messenger RNA. RefSeq names its product glycoside hydrolase family 16 protein. Lineage: Eukaryota; Fungi; Basidiomycota; Agaricomycetes; Agaricales; Physalacriaceae. The coding region runs from base 1 to 1563 and encodes 520 amino acids. The record is from RefSeq and is a predicted model, not a curated record. Gene Ontology annotation, biological process: carbohydrate metabolic process. The transcript is spliced from 8 exons. Gene Ontology annotation, molecular function: hydrolase activity, hydrolyzing O-glycosyl compounds.
AUGUUUCCCUUUCAGCACCAUGCAGGCAACCCAGACCCAGGCCUGCCGAUACCUGGUAUUUCACGGCGUAGCUCUCUCGAUAGCUCCCAAAAUCACUCUCAGCAAAAUCAUUCCCAGCAGCUGGUUUAUGAAACGACGAGAGUCUCUCCAGGUCUCGAUUCUCCAACGCUGAACAAGGGCAUUCCACGAGUAUCCUCGAAUGCAACUUUUCGAGCACCCUUCCUUUCUCCCGCUUCUCGUCCUGGCUCGUCAUUGUGGAGCCCUCCUUCAUAUCCGUACCUUAACCAAGGACCCGACUCUCCUGCAGCUUCUUCAACGGCACUGGCAUCUGGUCUGGCAAAGUCAAAGCCUCCAGGUCCCAGUACCAAAAUCGCGGCAAAGCUCACCGUCGACGAUAAGCCGUGGCUCAAAGAAGGUGACCGCAGAGGACGUGCGAGCUGGUGGAUUACGUUUGUUAUCAUAAUGCUUGGUGUGGCUGGAGCAGGUCUACUUUGUUGGUCUGGCAUAAAUGGUAUCGACAUGCUCAAGGACAGCGAUUUAUGCAUGGUCAUGGAUGAGGAUUGGAGUAAUGGUAUCUCCGAUGACAAUUGGUCUAAGGACGUGAUGCUUGGCGGUUUUGGAAAUGGCGAAUUUCAGGUCGCUACCGAUUCUGACAAGAAUGCCUACAUUAAUAAUGGUCAACUUUACAUCAUGCCUACGCUUACGAGUGACGACAUUGGCACAGACUCUAUUUUCGAUGGCUAUACUUACGACGUGGAUAACUGCAGUACCGACAACUCGACAGCCUGCUCUGUAACAUCGGAAAAUAGCACCAAAACUGUCGUAAAUCCCGUUCUCAGCGCUCGGAUCAAUACCAAAGGAAAGAAGACCAUCGCUUAUGGCAAAGUUGAGGUUAAAGCGAAGCUGCCGAGGGGUGACUGGUUGUGGCCCGCAAUAUGGAUGCUCCCAGAGGACAACACGUAUGGUGCUUGGCCACUGAGCGGAGAAAUCGACAUUCUUGAGGCUCGCGGGAACCUUGCAGAUUAUGGAGGUCAAGGCGUCAACUAUGUUCGCUCGUCCCUCAACUUUGGACCUAUGGAUAGCCUGUUGACCAAGAUAUACGGAUGGUGGGAAACGAAGCGGGGUGGUUACCACGAAGACUUCCACACAUAUACAAUGGAGUGGGACAGUGACUUCAUUCGAAUGUCCGUUGAUUCACGGCUUCAAGCCAUGGUGGAUAUCACGAUGAAGAAAGAGAAGCAGAGUUUCUGGAACAGGGGAGAUUAUCCUCAAACAGCCCAGAACGGCAGUGCAGAAGUCGUCGUUGAGAACCCUUGGGAAAAUAGCGGGUGGUCUGCGCCUUUCGAUCAACAAUUCUACCUUAUCAUCAAUGUCGCAGUCGGGGGCACUAGUGGGUGGUUCCCUGAUGAUGUGGGUGAUAAGCCAUGGCAUGACGGCUCGUUGACGGCGAUGUAUGAUUUCGCCAAGGCGCAGGAUACAUGGAGUGCGACGUGGCCUUCCAGUGCCGACGAUAGGGCAUUUAGAAUCGAUUAUGUCAAGAUGUGGAAGCUGGGAAGCUGUUAA